UCUACAAACAGAGGAAGUGGAUAAAAAAGGUCGAUAUUUAUUCAUCAGCAUCAGACUUCUGAUACCUGCGGGGCAAAGUCCCUCCUCCCUCCUCAGUGCCCGCAGCUGGUUCCACACCGGCGGGCGGCACUUUCCUCCAUGACCCGCAAGAGAUGAGGAGAUCUGCAGUCCCCAGAGGGUCUCUGCUGCUGCCGCCGCCGCUGCUGCUGCUGCUGCUGCUGCUGCCGGCCCACAGCACCCAGGGAUACAAGCCUGUCAUCAUCGUGCAUGGCCUUUUCGAUGGACCCAAGCAGUUCAAGACCUUGACACAUUUCAUAACCAAGCUCCAUCCAGGCACCGAGGUCUCCGUGAUCGAUCUGUUCGACAACCUGGCCAGCCUGAAGCCCAUGUGGAGGCAAGUCAGAGGCUUCAGGAAUGCCGUCUACCCCAUCAUGCAAAAGUCGCCCGAUGGCGUCCACCUCCUUUGCUUUUCACAAGGCGGCCUGAUUUGCCGAGCGCUCCUCUCCACUAUCCCAGACCACAACGUCCACACCUUCAUCUCUCUCUCGUCACCUCAGGCCGGCCAGUACGGAGACACGGACUAUCUGAAGUGGGUUUUUCCUGACCACAUGAAGAGCACAGUAUUUCACAUCUGCUACAACAGAUUCGGACAGAAAGUGUCUAUUUGCGACUACUGGAACGACCCUCACGAGAGAUCCCGCUUCCUGCAGAGCAGCAGCUUCCUGGCACUCCUCAACGGUGAGAAACCGCACAUUGGGAUGACAGCCUGGCGGGAAAACUUCCUGCGCAUCAGGAAGCUCGUGCUGAUUGGUGGACCAGAUGAUGGCGUCAUCACACCGUGGCAGUCCAGUCAUUUUGGAUUCUAUGACCGCAACGAAAACAUUGUCGCCAUGAGGAAACAGGAGUUUUACACCAACGAUACUUUCGGGCUGAAGACCCUGGAUGCCCGUGGCGACGUGUCGGUGUGUGUGCGCGCAGGAGUGCAACACACUUCCUGGCACUCCAAUUACACCGUGUUCAACAGCUGCAUAGAGAAAUGGCUCACAUGACAACACACACACACACAGUUAGAUUCAGUCUUAUCAAUGUCAUUGCAAUGUAUUAUCCAGCUGAUGUACCAUAUGUCUGAUCAAUACUGGCUGCACACAGAGGCACCACCAUAUGUCUGUCAGUGUCAUGCACAUACGUUUGUACAGACACACACAAAAGCACACACAAAAGUUAUAUUUUGCUUUCUACAUUUAAGAAAAAAGUUUUUUUUAUUUCAAUGAUCCAUUUUACUUUUGCACAGGCACUCUGAUUUUGUAUGUGAUGCGGCUUCUCUCAGUAUUUGCUUGCUUUCAGCAUCUCCUGAUGCAUCGGCUGCAACAAAAAGGGACAGACAGAAAAGCAGAGAUGGUGCUGUAAAAGAAGCCUUUUAGAAAUGCUCUCCGUGCAAUCAUGAUCAAAUGCUCCUUUAUAUCAUGGGUAAUUUCAGCCUUGUAGUACAACCAAACAAACACACACAUCAACUGUGCUGAUAAUUCCCAUUGAACGUGGCCAGCCACAUCGUAGGAUAACAUCAACAGCAGUCAAAGUAAGCUAUUACAGCCCCCGGUGUACUUUUGUGGUGCUGGAAAUCCUUUGAGAAUAUAUGAA
This is a messenger RNA of Myripristis murdjan (pinecone soldierfish), 1638 nucleotides long. Its product is annotated as lysosomal thioesterase PPT2-like. Gene Ontology annotation, molecular function: thiolester hydrolase activity. The transcript has 8 exons. Gene Ontology annotation, cellular component: lysosome. The record is from RefSeq and is a predicted model, not a curated record. NCBI's taxonomy places the organism in Eukaryota, Metazoa, Chordata, Actinopteri, Holocentriformes, Holocentridae. Bases 153 to 1049 code for a protein of 298 amino acids.